AUGAAAGGUGGCAACGUCACCAGAAAAAUUGUGGAUGGAUUGCUUGAAUUGAGCUGGUAUCUUCCUGGUGGAAGUGAGAAGCAAACAUUGCAAAAUGAAAUGUGUUUUGUAAAUCUACGAGGAGAUGCCAGAGAUUUUAAGAAGCAGCGAGACCUUUUGUUGGAAAUUUCAUCCGUGUUAUGUAUCUUACUUCCCUCUGAAUCCCCAGACGAAACAAAGAAGAAAAUUUUGGAAGAAGCAACGCAAAGCAAAGGAAAAGUCAUUUUUAUAUUUAAUGGAAAAAGAAAAGGAGACUCAAAGAAAUAUUUUGAUGAUUUAAAAAGUGAACACGGCGAAAUGUUGUCUUUAUCAACGAGGACCAACAAAUCUAACGAAUAUGAUUUUCUUCAAAGCAUCCGAGUAAAUCUUCAAAAAAAUAUAAAAAAAGUUGAGCCAAAGCCUCUAGUGGAGCUCGCAUCUUAUGCACAUAAAUAUGGUUUUCAUAUUGAUUGUAAACAACCAGAUUCCAGAAUGGAAUAUAGCGUCGAUACCUGGCUAAAUCAGGGGAUCCAAGAAGCCAAAGACACCCUGUAUUUGCAAAUGCACGUCCCAACUUUGGCGGACUUGGGACGCAAAAAAUAUUGUCCGAAACGCCAAGUAGCCAAAUCUGAAAGUGAUCGUACUAAACGAGAUAUUAACGAUAUCGAUAAAGAUAUUCAAGCAGAAAUAGAGGAUCAAAUAGAAUCUUUUGAGAAAAUGGAGGAAGGAAUCCUGCACUACCUUAAUUGUACUGCCGUCGUGAAUGAAACUGAACGAAAUUACACCUUAAGUAAGUUAAAACAUCGGUUAGACAAGAUGUCUCUUCAUGUCAUGGCGAAAUUACGUCAAGAAUAUCGUGUUGCUUCGCUCAAUCUUCAGAAGAAAAGAAAAAAAAGCCAGCAGAAAUCGGAAGAAUCCGUGGAAAAGUUGGAACAGAAUUUGAAACAGUUAGAAGAGUCAAUCACAAAAUGCUCGUUUGGUUUAGAACACAUCAUCAGAGAACUUGCGCAACUAUAUCAACUUCCAGAUAUCGUGACAAUCGACUAUGCACGUGCUGCUGCAGAAAUGCUACUUUCAGGGCAUCCUCUUGAGCUACUAGAUGGUGAUUCCUCGUAUAUUCCACUGAAAUGGUUUGAAGCUCUAUAUCGUAAACUAGAACUUAAAAUAGCGCAUAAAACAGAAAAUGCCAAAAACAGGUAAGUCGACAAUGUUAAACACAAUGUUUGGUUUAGAAUUUCCAGUCAGUGCAGGUAGAUGUACUCGCGGGGCUUUCGCAAGUCUUAUUCCUGUUAGUGAUUCUCUUAAAUCUGACUCAGGUUAUGAUUAUAUUCUAAUCAUUGAUACUGAAGGUCUUAGAGGAUCUGGAAAUCCUCAAUUACGAGAGCACGACAAUGAGUUGGCAACGUUUGCGAUUGGUAUGGCUGACGUUACCUUAGUGAAUAUCUUUGGUGAAAAUCACAAUGAGAUGAAAGAAUUUUUGGAAAUAGCUGUGCAUGCUUUCUUGAAGAUGAAGCUUGUGAAAGAGAAAAAGAAAUGCAAAAUUAUUCACCAAAACGUUGCUGCAACGGAUGCUCAAGACAAAUUGGCCGUUGAUCGUUCAAACCUCAAGGAAGAUCUCGAUAAAAUGGCAACGGUUGCUGCGACUCAAGAAAAUUGCGAUUAA
Paramuricea clavata is the source of this 1681-nucleotide messenger RNA. The record is from the annotation of a GenBank genome assembly. Lineage: Eukaryota; Metazoa; Cnidaria; Anthozoa; Malacalcyonacea; Plexauridae.